This is a messenger RNA of Equus quagga, 2301 nucleotides long. It is a transcript of the gene RALB, whose product is annotated as RAS like proto-oncogene B. Gene Ontology annotation, biological process: Ras protein signal transduction. Gene Ontology annotation, cellular component: plasma membrane. The record is from RefSeq and is a predicted model, not a curated record. NCBI's taxonomy places the organism in Eukaryota, Metazoa, Chordata, Mammalia, Perissodactyla, Equidae. The coding region runs from base 204 to 824 and encodes 206 amino acids. Gene Ontology annotation, molecular function: GTPase activity; GDP binding; GTP binding. The transcript has 5 exons.
GCCGGGGGCGCGCUCGGGGUGGGCUACUCAAUGACAAAUCGGCAGGGGACGGCUGGGGUCCGGCCCCGCGAGCAGGCGAAGGAGAAGGCGGGGCGGGCUUAAGAGCUGCGGGCCUGGUGCGGACGUCCAAGGCGGCGCGGGACAGGUCGCAGCUCUUCAACUGGGUCUUCGUCUGUGGGUCACAGUCUCAGAAAACCAGCAGGAUGGCUACAAACAAGAGUAAGAGCCAGAGCUCCUUGGCCCUGCACAAGGUGAUCAUGGUCGGCAGUGGAGGGGUCGGCAAGUCGGCCCUGACGCUUCAGUUCAUGUAUGAUGAGUUUGUAGAAGACUAUGAACCUACCAAAGCCGACAGUUACAGGAAGAAAGUGGUUCUCGAUGGAGAGGAAGUGCAGAUAGACAUUCUGGACACGGCGGGACAGGAGGACUACGCAGCCAUUCGCGACAACUACUUCCGGAGUGGUGAAGGCUUCCUCCUCGUGUUCUCCAUCACGGAGCACGAGUCCUUCACAGCAACUGCCGAAUUCAGGGAACAGAUCCUCCGCGUUAAGGCUGAAGAAGAUAAAAUUCCAUUGCUCGUCGUGGGAAACAAGUCUGACUUAGAGGAGCGGAGGCAGGUGCCCAUCGAGGAGGCUAGGAGUAAAGCGGAGGAGUGGGGCGUACAGUACGUGGAGACGUCGGCUAAAACACGGGCCAACGUGGACAAGGUGUUCUUUGACCUAAUGAGAGAAAUCAGAGCAAAGAAGAUGUCAGAAAACAAGGACAAGAAUGGCAAGAAAAGCAGCAAGAACAAGAAAAGUUUUAAAGAGAGAUGCUGCUUACUGUGAAUGCCAAGGCGGUGGAUGAGGUCGUCUCCACUAAGGACAUAGGGCGGGCUCCUUCCAAGGAGACCACAGACAACUCCUUGGUGUGUCCCCUGCUCUCCCCAGCUUCCUUCACGCGUUCUUCUUUAAAUGGGGACAGUGUUUGUGAAUCAGCGGCUGGCAGAAGAAAGAAGCCCUUGUCCUUGCAGUGGCCCAGCUGCCCCGUGGGGAGGCUUCAGCGUUUCCUCCUCCCUCCCGCCUCCCUCUGUCCCUGCCAGAAAUUCACUCACGCUUCCAGUGCUGUAGGUGGGAAAUGGUCAAGUGCUCAUUAAAAAGGAAAAGGACUGUCAUAACAUGCUAUUUUUUCCCCGGUUUUCUAACAUUACCAUCUUUUGUUUUGAAAUACAAAAUGACUUAUUUUAUUAGGUUUUGGGAGAAGGGGGUGGGGUUAGGCCCUCCCAGCCUUUAUCCAGUUUAACAGUGGAACUCAGAAAAACCCAUUAAGCUCCAAUGACACUGAGAAAUUCAGAGAUUUUUUUUUUUUGAUAAGUUUCUUGGCAACACCCUGUGGAUUUGAAGCACAGCUAAUAAAAUAAAUUUGAAUUGGGCCGGAUAGGUCAAUAACCAGCUCAUCAAUCCCUCCUCACAUAUGAAAGAUGAAAGUUGUAUUCUUCAUAUUUAAGUAUUGGCCAAUUUUAGUCUUUGUUGGCUAUUUUUCUCCUGUAGCAUCCUGAUUUUUGUGUAGGAGUGUCUUUUUAGUAGAUUAAGUGAAGACUCGAGUAGUAUACUAUAUAAGUGACAAGCUUUUCUAAUCAAAUUUUUAAAGAAAAACUCUUUGGCUAAAUCCUCUGCUAGCUGUCCCUCAGGUGGGUAGGCCCUCCUUCUCCACUAGAAAUCAGGGUCCCGUCAGCCCCUCUCCGCACCUGGAGCUUGAGAGGGCCUCUUCUCUGUUUGUUUCAGUGUGACAUGGGUUCUUCUGAAGAAUGUGAUGAGUAACAGUUGUGUUCCAAAGUCUUGAAGCCAGAGCCUGCGCCAGACAUCUGCUACCUCUCGUAGGAUUGCCCCGUAAUUCUAAAUUUAGGGUUAGGAGUGGGGAAGGAUGCGAUAAGCCGUUGCCCCUUUACCUCCGAGAAUUGGUUGCUGUUUCGAAUAUAAUUUUUUCCUGAGACAGCCAUAUAGUUAAUUGGUAAAAGACUUUUAUUGAUGAGAUAUUGUUACUAUUUCUUGUAUCAAUAUUCUAAAUUCAGCAAUCAGAUAAUUUUUCAUCAGGAAAGGAGUUCUGUGAUAAAAACCCAGUAUUCAGCACAUGUCCCACCCCAUUUUUCAGAAGUGACAUUUCACUUAUAGGUGCCAAAAGUGAACUGGGGUGGGGAGAGCAGGAACCUUUCGAAUUUAUGGUUAUUACAGAAAUUGCAGAAAUUAUGGUCUGACUGGAAAGCAAUCUUGUAUCUCCUCCCAAAGAAUCAUGGGCUUUUUUGAAUAAAAAAAGCAGACAAAUACA